Messenger RNA from Myxocyprinus asiaticus (Chinese sucker), 7096 nucleotides. It is a transcript of the gene st14b, whose product is annotated as ST14 transmembrane serine protease matriptase b. The transcript is spliced from 19 exons. Gene Ontology annotation, cellular component: membrane. Lineage: Eukaryota; Metazoa; Chordata; Actinopteri; Cypriniformes; Catostomidae. The coding region runs from base 284 to 2836 and encodes 850 amino acids. Gene Ontology annotation, molecular function: serine-type endopeptidase activity; protein binding. The record is from RefSeq and is a predicted model, not a curated record. Gene Ontology annotation, biological process: acrosome reaction; proteolysis.
GGUCGAAACUGCGUGGGAAGAGUACCUUACGGUCUUCAUAAAAUAUGUUUGUUUUUCAGAUACAAAAUCCACAUUAAAAAUCGAAUCAACAUGGGUUAUCCCUUAUUACUGCUAGAGGACCAAUUAGAAAUAUGAUGGAAGAGAAAUUUGUUGUAGUUUCUCCAGCAGCAGACAUGCACGUUCGCGAGUUUAGCUGAAGGUGAGGACAAUAGGACUGCUGCUUUCAUGACGCAUUGAACGGAACACAGUGUGAAAGCAGGCUGUAAAACCCCAUAGUGUGACGAUGGACCCACUUCAAUCUGGGGGAAAAUACAAUCCAAAACAUCGGGAUGAUGCCUCGGAACAGUCAGAGCACUUUCUUCCAACAUUUGAUGGAAAGAAGGUGGAGAAGAGGAGACCAUCACGCAGGGUGCUCGUUGGAAUAGGCCUACUCAUAGCCAUAGCAAUCAUUGCAUUAGUUACAGGACUACUAGUGUGGCAUUUUCAAUUCAGACCAAAUGGGAGGGUGAGGAAGAUGUUCAGUGGUUAUUUGACCAUCUCCAGUCAGACAUUCUCUGAUGCUUAUGAAAACUCGAACAGCACUGAAUAUAAAGAUUUGGCCUCAAGGGUCUCAAAGCAGUUCAAAACUAUAUACAGUCAAGUUCGCGUGCUGUCAAAGUACCAUGUGGGAUCCAGCGUGCAAGGUUUCAGUGAGGGCAAUGCUAAUGGUAUCAUUGCAUACUACCUGUCUGAGUUUAAUGUGCCAGAGGCCCAAGUGUCUGCUGUGGAUGAGGCCAUUGCAUCCAUGGAUGGGACAGAAAAUGCAAGGAAAAUCCGGAGGGGGUUUGGUCGCAAGACUGACAAUAGCCUCAUCAUUGACGGAAUGACAUCUGGGGCUGUGGAUGCUCGGCUAGCUGGCAGAAACCUCAAACGUUCCAGUAAGAGGUCUCAUCACGCCCAUGAAAACCAGACAGACAUUAUCCGAUCUCCAGGUUUCCCUAAUUCCUCCUACACUGCCAACCUUUAUACUGAGUGGCAGAUUCGGGCCGACCCAGAGCACAGGAUUAGACUGGAGUUUGAUGUCCUAGACCUAGAGAAAGACUGUCGUAAUGACUUCAUCAAAGUGUAUGACUCGUUAGCCCCAUCAGAGAAGCAGGUCAUAACAGAGAAAUGUGGAUAUCGCUUACCCAGUGAGAAACUGAUUUUCAUCUCAUCUGGGAAUGUCAUGCUGGUUACACUGGUUACAAAUGAAGAAAAAAACUUCCCAGGUUUCAGGGCAUUUUACUCCCAGAUCCCAGCAAAUAUUGGAGAGUGUGGGGGGAAACUAACUGGGAUAAGUGGUACCUUCACAUCACCUGGCUAUCCCUCUCAUUACCCACCUCAAAUUGAGUGUGUCUGGAACAUUGAGGUUCCCAAAGGAAAGCAUAUCAAAGUGAAGUUUAACAAGUUCUCUAUACAUAACCCUGAACAGAACACUAUCACCUGUCACACAGACUACUUGGAGUUAAACUACAGGAUAUGUGGAGAGAAGCCACCCAACACUGUGAACACUAUCAAAUCAAACCAAGCAACGGUCAAAUUUUAUUCAGAUAUGUCUCAGGUGGGCGAGGGCUUUUCUGCAAACUUUGAAGCCUUUGAACCCACUAAUCCCUGCCCUGGGAAGUUCCAGUGUGACAGCGAUCUGUGUGUAGCCUCUAAUCUACAGUGUGAUGGCUAUAAUGACUGUGGAGAUAUGAGCGAUGAGAGGGGCUGCACAUGUACUGAGUCUCAAAUCAAAUGCAAGAACGGCUUCUGCAAGCCCCGUUUCUGGCGUUGUGAUGGGGUAAACGAUUGUGGGGAUAACACUGAUGAGGAAAAUUGUGGAAAGUGUAAAGCUCUAGAGUUCAGUUGUCGAAACGGGCGCUGCAUCCCAGCACAGAAGCAGUGUAAUGGCUACAAUGACUGCGGUGAUGGCUCUGAUGAAUCCCAGUGUGAGAAAUCCAUAGUUGUACGCUGCUCUGAUGCCACUUACAAGUGCAAGAAUAACCAGUGCAUUAGCAAGCUGAACCCUAUGUGUGACGGAGAGAUGGACUGUGUAGAUGGUUCGGAUGAGAAUGAGUGUAAUUGCGGAAUGAAACCUUACAAGGCCAGUCGUAUUGUGGGUGGAAAGGACUCAAAUGAGGGCGAAUGGCCCUGGCAGGUCAGCCUCCACAUGAAGACGCAGGGUCAUGUGUGUGGGGCAUCUGUUAUUAGUAACCGCUGGCUUGUCACUGCUGCACACUGUGUGCAGGACAAUGACGAAUUCAAAUAUUCCCAGCCUGACCAGUGGGAGGUCUAUCUAGGUCUACAUACCCAGGGUGUGACCAGUAAGUCAAUCCUUAAACGUGUGAAGCGCAUCGUCUCUCACCCUCAAUAUGACGCCACAACCUAUGACAAUGAUAUCGCUCUAAUGGAGCUGGACAGCCCUGUGGCUCUCAAUCAGAACAUCUGGGCAAUCUGCUUACCUGAAGUGACACAUGACUUUCCAGCAGGGAAAGCUGUAUGGAUAACUGGAUGGGGAAAACUGAGAGAGGAAAUGGAUUCUGUUGCAUCAGUGUUGCAAAAGGCUGAGGUUCGCAUUAUUAACAGCACUGUGUGCAACAAGCUGAUGGAUGAUGGGAUAACACCACGGAUGAUCUGUGCAGGCGUACUGAGCGGAGGCGUGGAUGCCUGUCAAGGUGACUCAGGUGGUCCCAUGUCCUCUACUGAGAUCAAUGGGCGUGUGUUCCUUGCUGGAGUGGUAAGUUGGGGAGAUGGCUGUGGCCGUAGAAACAGGCCUGGUGUCUACACACGAGUCACAGAAUACCGCAGUUGGAUCAGACAGAUGACGGGGGUAUAGGCUCUGCUUUUGCCUCAGGACUUUACAUUGGAUGUUAAGUAAGGACCAAACACAGUAGCACAAAUGUUUAUCAUACAAAAGAACUGAAACAAAUAGCAUAUUCCCAACAAUAUGCAAAAUCAACAAAAGCAGAAGUGUGAUCAUUUACCAGCCAAAAACAUGAAACAAACACUGGGCCAAAUGAAUGAAUUUAUGCCAAAAUACUGUAACUUUUGAUUGGACAUAUGGCCUUUGAUGUCAACAACAACAAAAGAGCAUUCCUCCUCCCUUUUGAAUGUUCAUAAGCCUAUUUAUUUUGCUAUCUUAACUGUGCAUGAUUGUAUGGUUAGUGCAUUAAAACAUUUUCAUUUAGCUUUGUUUUUUGCCUGCCGGUUGUGAUAUCAGAACAGAUCGCAAAUCAUUUUUGGUCACAACCCACCAGCUGACAACCACCGAUAUAAACAAUAGGCUGAAGCAUGAGAACUUGUAUUUAGGGUAAUUGGGGUAAAUCAAGUCAAAGAAUCUUAUUUUAUUAACCAUAAUAAUUCCUUUCAGGCCUUAUCGUGACAGUGGUGGACAGUAAUUCCUGUCAACAUCAUGUAUAUCAAAUGUCCGCAAAAACUAAAACUAAAAAAUGUAACUGUUUAUUUAACUGUUUUAAUUGGCUUUUAAAGUUAUGUCUCUGUUUUCUCAGAAAAAUCAGCUCUCACUAUUUCUUCAUAUCUUUAUCUGUAUUUUUAAACAUUUUAAAAUGCCAUUUGUCUAUAUAGACUAUUCAGUUUGAGCCUCAAUUAAUUUGUUGCACUUGCUUUGGAAAAAAGCUAUUCUCAAUCAAAUGCCACCUUGCUUUUUAAGUGCUUCUCAGGAACAUUUUUGUAAUUUAAUUGUAGGUGUAAUGCUUUUAUGUGUUUAUGUUUUUAAGUGUAUUUUUGGGAUAAAUUAUAUAUAUAUAUAUAUAUAUAUAUAUAUAUAUAUAUAUAUAUAUAUAUAUAUAUUAAAAUAUUCAUUUGUUCUGGACUGUUAAUUUUUUGCUUGUAUAUCAUUCUAAUGUAAUUUGCAUGCUGGUAAAAUAUUUUUUUCUUCUGUAAGCUUCAUACAUCAGAUACAGACUAUUUUAUUUGUCAGAUAAAUGUCUAUUCAAUCAGUGUGUAACUGUGUAUAUAUAUAUAUAUAUAUAUGUACAUUUGUGUUCUGAAGCCUUACAUUUUUUACAUAUAAUAGAAAUGUUAAAACUUUUUUUAUGUAAUGUUUAGACAUUUUGUACAAUUUGAACGAUGUAUAUAUUUGGAUUUUGCUGUCUUGUUUACAUUAUGAUCUUUUUUUUUUUUUUUUUGCUGUUAUCCUUAUCUGUGGCCUUUAAUUAAAAUGUUAUAUUUUUAUUUCUGUUAAAGGGAUAGUUCACCCAAAAAUGAAAAUUCUCUCAUCAUUUGUCCAUAGGUUCAUACAAAGCAAGUGAAUGGUGACCAGAAUUUUCAAGCUCCAAAAAUCAGAUAAAGGCAGCAUAAAAGUAGUAUUGAUCUGUUUCUCACUCACUUCUAUUAUAUAGCUUCUGAAGACAUUGAUUUAACUACUGGAGCAAUAUGGAUUAAUUUUAUGCUGCCUUUAUGUGGUUUUUGGAGCUCAAAAGGUCUGGUCACCAUUCACUUGUACAGUUGAAGUCAGAAGUAAUUAAAACUAAUUUUUUAACCACUCUACAGAUUUAAUAUUAGCAAACUAUAGUUUUGACAAGUCAUUUAGGACAUCUACUUUGUGCAUGACAUGAGUAAUUUUUCCAACAAUUGUUUACAGACAGAUUGUUUCACUUUUAAUCGACUAUAUCACAAUUCCAGUGGGUCAGACGUUUACAUACACUACGUUAACUGUGCUUUAAGCAGCUUGGAAAAUUUGAGAAAAUGAUGUCAAGCUUUUAGACAAUUAGCCAAUUAGCUUCUGAUAGGAGGUGUACUGAACUGGAGGUGUACCAGUAGAUUUAGAUUUAUUUUAAGGCAUACCUUCAAACUCAGUGCCUCUUUGCUUGACAUCAUGGGAAAAUCAAAAAAAUCAGCCAAGACCUCAGAAAACAUAUUGUGCACCUCCACAAGUCUGGUUCAUCCAUGGGAGCAAUUUCCAAACACCUGAUGGUACCACAUGCAUCUGUACAAACAAUAGUACGCAAGUAUAAACACCAUGGGACCACGGAGCCAUCAUACCGCUCAGGAAGGAGACACAUUAUGUCUCCCAGAGAUGUAGUUUGGUGUGAAAAGUGCACAUCAAUCCCAGAACAACAGCAAAUGACCUUGUGAAGAUGCUGGUUGAAACAGGUAGACAAGUAUCUAUAUCCACAAUAAAAUGAGUCCUAUAUCGACAUAACCUGAAAGGCUGCUCAGCAAGGAAGAAGCCACUGCUCCAAAACCGCCAUAAAAAAGCCAGACUACAGUUUGCAAGUGCACAUGGGGACAAAGAUCUUACUUUUUGGAGAAAUUUCCGCUGGUCUGAUGAAACAAAAAUUGAACUGUUUGGCCAUAAUGACCAUCGUUACGUUUGGAGGAAAAAGGGUGAGGCUUGCAAACUGAAGAACACCAUCCCAACUGUGAAGCAUGGGGGUGGCAGCAUCACGUUGUGGGGUGCUUUGCUGCAGGAGGGACUGGUGCACUUCACAAAAUAGAUGGCAUCAUGAGGAAGGAAAAUUAUGUGGAUAUAUUGAAGCAACAUCUCAAGACAUCAGCCAGGAAGUUAAAGCUCGGUUGCAAAUGGGGCUUCCAAAAACCCAAAAGGGUUCCCCAAGCAUACCUCCAAAGUUGUGGCGAAAUGGCAUAAGAACAACAAAGUCAAGGUUUUGGAGUGGCCAUCACAAAGCCCUGACCUCAAUCCAAUAGAAAAUUUGUGGGCAGAACUGAAAAAGCAUGUGCGAGCAAGGAGGCCUUCAAACCUGACUCAGCUACACCAGUUCUGUCUGGAGGAAUGGGCCAAAAUUCCAGCAACUUAUUGUGAGAAGCAUGUGGAAGGCUACCCAAAACAUUUGACCCAAGUUAAACAAUUUAAAGACAAUGCUACCAAAUACCAACAAAGUGUAUGUUAACUUCUGACCCACUGGGAAUGUGAUGAAAUAAAUAAAAGCUGAAAUUAAUCAUUCUCUCUACUAUUAUGCUGACAUUUCACAUUCUUAAAAUAAAGUAGUGAUCCUAACUGACCUAAAACAUUCCCUGUCUUCUACGAUUAAAUUUCAGGAAUUGUGAAAAACUGAGUUUAAAUGUAUUUGGCUAAGGUGUAUGUAAACUUCUGACUUCAGCUGUAUUGUAUGGACCUACAGAGCUGAGAUAUACUUCUGAAAAUCUUCGUUUGUGAUCAGCAGAAGAAAAAAAGAAGUUAUACACAUCUGGGAUGGCAUAAAAGUGACUAAAUGAUGAGAGAUUUUCAUUUUUGGUUGAACCAUCCCUUUAUUUCCUUAGUCGGGGAUUGCCAUUCCCAUAAUGUGCCUUGCUAUUUCAGUGGGAUCUUUGAUAAACAUUAACCCUUGUGCGUCAAUAAAAAAAAGAGGUCCUUAGAGGACAAAAAUGUCUGCGUCAAAACAAUGCUAUAAUAAUAUAAUAUAUUCAUAUUAUUUUUCCACUUUCAAUUAGUUAUUUUUUUUAACCAACAUCAGUCCUGAUCAUAACUACCAAAUAUUCAUUCAUUUUCAGGAUUUUAACCAGGAUUUAAAUGCCAGUUUGUUUACAUAAUGCCACUGUUGUUUUACACACACACAUACACACAAAUUACUCAAUACACGCAUACAAAACACACUCUGACAUCCAUACAAACACACCCACACAAUUUUAGCUGCAUCAUUUAUUCAGUUGACCUGCAGUGCUCUAUAAUACAGCAAACAGAAAAUAGGAAAAAAACAUGUAUUUGCUCCAUAGGCUAAACAUGAGAAAAAUGGCGCCAUCUGGUGGAAAAUAUUAAAAAUUUUAUUUUUGAAGCCAGGGCUCCGGUGUUGUGUCGAAGUUUGUUUCCCCGUCGGAUUCUGUUUCCCCCUUGCCCCGCCCCCGUCCUAACGGCAAAGGAAGCGCACAUUCUCAAAAAGCUCGCCCCCGAGAUGCUGUGCUCGUACCACUGAGGUCUACGGAGAGCGCUUAGGCUCAAAACUAGAGUUUUGAACGCGUUUUAUCUGUAGAAUGUUGUAUUCUAGAAGUGAAAGGCAAAUCUCAUGACUGUCUAGUUAUAUUUUGGAAAUGGGGUAACAGAACCCAUGUUUGUUGUAUUUUUUAUGUCUUUAUGAACACAACCACCUACUGUUAUUUCUAUCAAUAAAUAAUAUUA